Messenger RNA from Nerophis ophidion (straightnose pipefish), 4768 nucleotides. It is a transcript of the gene tmem236, whose product is annotated as transmembrane protein 236. The coding region runs from base 3327 to 4415 and encodes 362 amino acids. The record is from RefSeq and is a predicted model, not a curated record. NCBI's taxonomy places the organism in Eukaryota, Metazoa, Chordata, Actinopteri, Syngnathiformes, Syngnathidae. The transcript has 4 exons.
CCCAUUCAAAUAUUCCACUUUCAAACUGUUCAUUCAGCUCCUCAAUCACAUGCAAGCUAAGUGUUCCCACGUUUUCUGAUUCAAAAUGAACAAAAUGUCAUUCUUUCACAUUCUUCAACAUAUUGAAACAUUUCACCAUCGACAGUUUCCAAUCAUCCUGGAAAUUGAAACUUUACUUUUUUCUGUUUGGCAUGCUAGUCUUUCAGGUAUAAACUGCCGGGUGAAAUGUUUAGUUAUUAAUGUAUGCUGGGAGUCCAUACUUGCCAACUUUGAGACCUCCGAUUUCGGGAGGUGGGCGUGGUUGGGGGUGGGGUGUGGUUAAGAGGGGAGGAGUAUAUUUACAGCUAAAAAAGUGCAGAUUGGAUUUUAACCUAUUUAAAACAUGAUAUCAAAAAUAUAUAUUUAUUGUGAGAAAUCAUUAAGAUCAGUGUUUCCACAAAGAUAAAUAUCAUUAAUUAUUAAUAAUAACAAAGUUAAAGGUAAAUUGAGCAAAUUGGCUAUUUCUGGUCAUUUAUUUAAGUGUGUAUCAAACUGGUAGCCCUUCGCAUUAAUCAGUACCCAAGAAGUAGCUCUUGGUUUCAAAAAGGUUGGUGACCCCUUCCGUAGAUGUUAUUGUCACAUAUGCAUGCACGGUAGAUGGCAGUAUUGUCCUGUUUAAGAGUGUCAAAACAUUGCUGCUUACGACAGACGAACUGCUCUACGGUAGACGAAAACGUGACUGCUGUUGUUGUUUGUUGUUACCGCGCUGGGAGGACGUUAAAUGAAACUGCCUAAUAAUAAACCCACAUAAGAAACCAAUUACUGGCCCUCGAUCAUUCUACAGUUAUAACGUCAUUAGGCAGACACACUGUUUAUAUUUUGGGAAAGCGAACGUGAAAACAGACUGUACUCACUCAGGUCCGCAUGGAGCUGGAGGGGGGCGUGGCCUCCAGCUCCGCCUGAAUUUCAGGAAAAAAUUUGUCCCGGGAGGUUUUUGGGAGAGGCACUGAAUUUCUGGAGUCCCCCGGAAAAUCCAGGAGGGUUGGCAAGUACGGCUGGGACACACUUGAGGGUCAAAUGUAUAUUUCACACAUCCUUACUGUUACCAUGUUAACUUCCUUUUUAACUCAUUUUCUGGGUAAACGGCACACCCAGAACUCUUUAUGUUGUUACCUGAUGUCAUCUGGUGGGGUUGGCAUUGGCAUUGCAAACUGUUUAUGUUUCAGUUCAGUUUCUCAGCAUUCACACACAAAUUCUACCAACAUUGUUUUAUUUAGUCACACGUGACCAAAUAACACCAUUUUGGUCAAUUUGUAUUCAAUGUACAGUAUUUGUAUAGUUUAGUAAUGAAUACCGACUUGUAAAAUAUAUUUCUCCUAAAACUAUUUUUGAUUACAAGUGUCUCAAAGGGCUUCACAAACCACGAUGACAUCCCCUGACCUGAACCCACAUCCGGGCAAGGAAAAACUCCAAAAGCCUCUUGCUGGGAAAAGAAGAAACCUUGGAAAGUGGCCUCAGAUGCGGGGUUCUCCCUCCUGGUUGAUACUGCAAUGGAGGCCGAGCUGGUUCAAGUAUUGAAUUGUGACAUGAAGAGAUAAUGUGAGAGUCCAGUCCAUAUGUAAGCCAGCAGAGGGUGCUAGAGGAUCUUGCAUGUAGACAAAUCAAAAAUGCAGAGACUUCACCAACUGAAGCAAAUUGUUCAAGUUAAAGUACCAAUUUUGUUACAAUUUAAGAAGCAUUUACACUAUAUUGCCAAAAGUAUUUGGCCACCCAUCCACAUGAUGAGAAUUAGGUGUCCUAAUUACUUGGCCCGGUGUAUCAAAUCAAGCACUCAGGCAUGGAGACUGUUUCUACGAACAUUUGUGAAAGAAUGGGCCGCACUCUGUGAUUUCCAGCGUGGAACUGUCAUAGGAUUCCACCUGCGCAACAAAUACAGUCGUGAAAUUUCCUCGCUCCUACAUAUUCUAAAGUCAACUUUAUUAUAAGAGAAGUGAAGAGUUUGGGGAACAACAGCAACUCAGCCAUCAAGUUGAAACUAACAAGAGAAGGGUCGGCUGAUGAUGAAGUGCAUAGUGCAAAGACUCUGCACAGUCAGUCGCUACAGGGCUCCAAACUUCCUGUGACUUUCCAAUUAGCCCACGUACAGUACGCAGAGAGCUUCAUGGGAUGGAUUUUCAUGGCCGAGCAGCUGCAUCUAAGCCAUACAUCACCAAGUCCAAUGCAAAGCGCGGGAUGCAGUGGUGUAAAGCACGUCGCCACUGGACUCUAAAGCAGUGGAGACGCCUUUUCUGGAGUGAUGAAUUACGCUUUUCCAUCUGGCAAGCUGAUGGACCAAUCUGGGUUUGAACGCUACAUUUCAGACUGUAUUGUGCUGAGUGUCAAAUUUGGUGGAAGAGUAAUUAUGGUGUGGGGUUGUUUUUCAGGAGUUGUGCUUUUCACAGUGAAAAUAACUUUGAAUGCUCCAGGAUACCAUAACAGUUUUGGACAAUCACAUGCUCCCAACCUUGUGGGAACAGUUUGGAGCAGGCCCCUCCCUCUUCCAACAUGACUGUGCGCCAGUGCACAAAGCAAGGUCCAUAAAGACAUGGAUGACAGAGUCUGGUGUGGAUGAACUUGACUAGCCUGCACAGAGUCCUGACCUGAACCCGAUAGAACACCAAAAUCAGUGUGUGACCUCACCAAUGCGCUUUUGGAAGAAUGGUGGAAAAUUCCCAUAAACACACUCCACAACCUUGUGGACAGCCCUUCCCAGAAGGGUUGAAGUUGUAAUAGCUGGAAAAAGUCAUAAGAGUCUGGUGUGGAUCAACUUGACUGGCCUGCACAGAGUCCUGACCUGAACCCGAUAGAACACCAACAUCAGUGUGUGACCUCACCAAAGCGAUUUAUGGUAAGAAUGGUGGAAAAUUCCUAUAAACACAAUCCGCAACCUUGUGGACAGCCCGGUUGAAACUGUAAUAGCUGCAAAAGGUCAUAUUGAGCCCUAUGGUUGAGGAAUGGGAUGGCACUUCAAGGCCAUAUGUGAGUUAAGGCAGGUGGCCAAAUACUUUUGGCAAUAUAGUGUGUAUUUUCCGCUAGAUAGCGAAAUUGAUGUAAAACGUCAAAAGAAUAUUUGAUGUUUAACAUCUUGUUGGUGGAUUUUAGACAAAGUAUUGGUUUUUAAGACAUUAAUAUUUUUCUUGUUUCAACAUUGAUUUAUUCCCUGAAAUGAAAUGUCAGGAGUGUUUUUGUGAGCCCAUAAAAGUGAGCAUAAAGCGACGAAAGUUGCAGAGUCAACAGUGUCCAGAGUCCACCAGCUUGAUGCUUAAGACCUUUUAUGCCUUUUUUUCUUUUCUUUUCUUCCCGCAGUCAUGGUCUCAGGAAAGACGGUGAAGCUCCUCGUCUACGAGCUGCUGCAGUUCGCCGCCCUGAGCGGCACCGUGCUGGUGGUCACGGAGAGGUUCGCCCGCCUCUUGAGCGAGGUGAUGGGCGGCGACGACAUGAUCUACUGGCUGGUGGUGGCCGUCUCCGUCGCCUACCUGACCUCUGCCACCUUGCUGGUGUGGCUCCCCUUCAAGUAUCACAUCUUGAAGGGAAGGAGGUUGACGAAACGAUGGAGGCCAACAUUCUUACUGCACGUCAUCUUGUGCACCUUACCGUGCUUCGCCAUUUUCAUGGCCAGCUCGCAGGUGCAAGUCAACUCCAACCUGAGACUGGACCACUUUGCCGAGUUGCCCGUGUCCUUGGUUAUGUUCAGCCUCAUCUGCGUGGACCUGGUGGAGAGGAUACGACCCUGCAGGCUGCUGGGACAAGAAGCAGACAGUCUGGACCUGACCUUUGACCUGCCGGGUCCCAUCCUGACCUACCUGGAACCAGUCAGUCACGUCUCCGGCCAGCCGCCGUCUGAGCAAGCCCAGCCAAGCGACGCCCCGGCGAGCCCAGCGGACCCCAAGAACCAGCCGGGGCCAGUCGCCCCCCGGAGGCUGCAGGGCGUGUCCGGGCGCUCCGUUGCCCCCGGCAACAAGACGUCCGGCGCCGCCUACUUGUACUCCUCCUCGCCAUCACGCCGCUUCGCCGGCCCUCUGGGCUUCCUGCGGAGGAAAGACGUAAGGGCGGACGUGUUUGUGGAUUGUUUCUUGUUCUGGUUCGAUACCGUGGAGAUGGUGCGGGUGUCGGGCCAGCCGGCGGUCUUCUUCUCCCCCUGGGUGUACCCCGUCUUGGUUCUGGCCCUCCUGUCCACGCUGCGCAUGGCCCUGGUCCCUCACAGUCCCUGGUUGUCCUCGGCCGGCGUGGCCCUGCAGGAGCUGCCCUUCUUCGUCCUGCGCGUCGCCCUCAUGGCCGCUUUCGGACUGGUGACGCCCGUCUUGUACCCGCUGAAGAACGCCCUGGUCGGCCUGGCCUUCUUCUACUUCACCGUCCUCACCAAGGUGAAAGUAUUUAAGAGGCAGAGCAUGUUUUGACCCGGAGGAGGAGGAGGACCUGUGGGACAAACUGAGGGUAAAUAUUACAAUUAUUGCCCAUUUUUUGUACUAUUUAUUGACACACUUGAAUAAUGAUGAUGCGGCGCGGCUCGGUUGGUAGAGUUGGCCAGCAACUUGAGGGUUCCAGGUUCCUAGUCACUGCCGUUGUGCCCUUGGGCAAGACACUUUACCCACCUGCUCCCAGUGCCAACCACACUGCUUUAAAUGUCACUUAGAUAUCUGGUUUCACUAUGUAAAAGUGCUUUGAGUCACUAGAGAAAAGCGCUAUGUAAAUAUAAUUCCCUUCACUUCACUAAUGAUGAUGUAACUCUUUCGUGUUAAAAUACAGCAGA